AUGACCACUUUCGAGUCAUCAACAGGCAUGCCACUGGAUGCCGCUACCUUGAUGUCAACAAUUCUGGAAGGCAUUUUAUAUGGCUUUUCACUCCUUAUGUUUAUUGGUACCAUGUGGAUAUUCACCUACAAACGUCGCAUGCGGGACACCAAUUGGCCUACCAUUGCGGUUGCCACCCUGCUGUUCCUACUGAGUACUGCGCACAUGGUUGUAGGUAUUAUUUAUGUUGAAAAUGGGCUGGUGAGUUAUCGCGACACGUUUCCGGGCGGUCCAGUGGCAUACUUUGCGGACCUUCUCCAAGGAUUGUUUGUGGUGAAGAAUGCGAUACUCGUCUUGCAAACUCUCCUCGGCGACGGAGUAGUGAUAUAUCGAUGUUACGUUGUUUGGCAAUCUGUCCGGAUUAUUAUCCUACCAUGCAUAAUGUGGUGCGGUGUUGCAGUUUUUGGUGUCUGUAUGGUCUACAGCAUGUCCCAACCGCAGGUUAACGAUUCCACGAAUUUUUUCCUGGACGCGACCACACAAUGGAUCACGACAUUCAUUUCCUUCACAAUCGCAACUAAUUUGUUGAGUUCAGGGUUAUUGGCAUAUCGCGUCUGGACUAUCGAACGCAGAGUCUCUACAUCUCGCACCACGAAAAACAAGAUACCCAUAUUGCGCGUGUUUGUGGAUGCCGCUGUUUUGUACUCUGCGGCGGUGUGCUCUUCGCUCAUCUCUUUUGUAUGCUCGAGCAGUGGGAUGUAUGUUAUGGCAGACCUGGUCAUCCCAAUCAUUCCGAUUGCCUUCUAUAUGGUGUUUAUUCGCAUCGCGAUGAGUCAGAACACCUUUGCACACCAUCAGAUUACACAGGAAGAGCAGCAAUAUUUCCUUACCUGA
Messenger RNA from Suillus bovinus, 873 nucleotides. RefSeq lists its product as uncharacterized. Bases 1 to 873 code for a protein of 290 amino acids. The transcript has 8 exons. NCBI's taxonomy places the organism in Eukaryota, Fungi, Basidiomycota, Agaricomycetes, Boletales, Suillaceae. The record is from RefSeq and is a predicted model, not a curated record.